CGACAAGGACCUUUGUCACGGAUAGAUCGACUGUUCAAUUUAUAUAUAAAGGAUAUUAAGCCAUUAACAAGCAGCUGAAUUCGAGAUAUAUCCAAGGACGAUAUGACGAUGAGCUCGACGUGCCCGCUGGACACUUGCUUGAGCGCUGCAUCGGCCAACGCCAGCAGCGGCUCGCUGAUCUUCACCCAACUGCUGCAGACGCUGCUGGUGUCCCAUUGCGCCCUGCAGAGCGAGCGAUUCUCCUAUCCGCAAGACCGCAGCCGAGAGAUCGUCGACGAAAAUCCGGACUUUGACUUCAUCGUGGUCGGUGGGGGCUCGGCCGGUUCGGUGCUGGCCAGUCGACUGUCCGAGCUGGCCCGCUGGCGGGUCCUGCUGAUCGAGCGGGGCACCGAUCCCUCCCCCAUGAGCGAUGUGCCGGCCAUGUUUUACAAUCUGCUCGGCACGACCGAGGACUACGGCUACAGGGCCGAGCCCGACUCGAGAUUCUGCCGCGGCACGAGGAGCAAAGCCUGCCCCUGGCCACGGGGCAAGGCCCUCGGGGGCAGCUCCGCGAUCAACGCCAUGCUCUGGAUACGCGGCAACGAUCGCGACUUCGACACCUGGGCCGAGUUGGGCAACCGAGGCUGGAGCUACCGCGACGUGCUGCCGUAUUUCAAGAAGGCCGAGAAUUACGACCCGCGACUGGCCGACGAGUUUGGCCGCGAGCUCUUCGGCGUGGGGGGUCCUCUCAACGUCAGAUCGUACAAUUACUCCGAGACGGCUUUUCAGGACGUUUUCUUGCGGGCCGCCAAGGAGGCUGGACUGCCGAUCGCGCCCAUGUUCAAUGGGGAGCAGUGGCUGGGUUACGGUCGAGCUUUCGGUACCCUCGACAACGGCGUGCGCCAAAAUGCGGCCAGAGCCUACCUCAAGGUGGCGAAGGAUCGCAAGAAUCUCUACGUCAUGAAAUCCGCGAGGGUCGACAAGAUAACUUUUAGCGGAAAAAGAGCCACGGGUGUACGAGUCACUCUGGAAAACGGCGAAAAAGUCGAGCUGCGAACCAAAAAGGAAGUGAUCCUGUCGGCGGGUAGCAUCAACAGUCCGCAGAUUUUGAUGUUGUCGGGAAUCGGUCCUCGCGAACACCUUCGCGAGCUCGGCAUCGACAUAAUCGCCGAUUUACCGGUGGGCAAACAUCUCGAGGAUCACAUCAUGUGGCCGGGCGUCCUUUUGAAAUUCCAAAACAAGACCUCGUCGCCGAUAGCUCCGAGCCUCGUCUUCGACUGGGCCUAUCGUUACCUGCUCGAACGCAAGGGAGAGUUCGCGUCGACGGGCGGUCUGGACUUUCUCGGAUUUUUCAAUACGAAAAACGCCUCGGACGAUUAUCCGGACAUUCAGUUCCAUCACUCGCUGAUACCUCGGUAUCAAGAUUUCAAGAUCGAUACCGUCGCCGCUGCCUUAGAUUUUAACCAGCAUCUAUCCAAUGAACUAAAGAAACUCCUUCGAGACAGCGAUCUCAUUUUCGUUUGUCCAACGCUGAUCAAUCCCAAAAGUGUGGGCUACUUGAAGCUGAAAUCGAGCGAGCCCGAGGACGACGUGAGCAUAUUCGCCAAUUACUUCGAUCGCAGCGACGACGUGGAAACGAUGCUGGAUUCGAUGAAAAUCGUGCGAGCUUUACUAAGCACGGAGACCUUCGAGAAAUUGGGAAUAGAACUCGUUCAGCUGGAAAUUCCGGAAUGCUCGACGCACCCAGUCGAUUCGAGGGAGUACUGGGAGUGCAAUUUGCGCUACACCAGCGGCACCCUCUAUCAUCCGGUGGGCACGUGCAGAAUGGGACCCGCCAACGGCAACGAUUCGGUCGUCGAUUCGGCCAACUUGAAGGUUCACGGCGUCGAGGGCUUGAGAGUCAUCGACGCCUCCGUCAUGCCAAAGAUUACGAGUGGAAACACAAACGCGCCUACGAUCAUGAUCGGGGAAAAGGGCGCCGAUCUCAUCAAGCUCGACUGGUUAGCUAAAGAUGAAUUAUAA
Trichogramma pretiosum is the source of this 2001-nucleotide messenger RNA. RefSeq names its product glucose dehydrogenase [FAD, quinone]-like. The coding region runs from base 103 to 2001 and encodes 632 amino acids. The record is from RefSeq and is a predicted model, not a curated record. Gene Ontology annotation, molecular function: ecdysone oxidase activity; flavin adenine dinucleotide binding. The transcript has 2 exons. Lineage: Eukaryota; Metazoa; Arthropoda; Insecta; Hymenoptera; Trichogrammatidae.